GACCUCACAUUUAUUUCUGGUCAUUGCUUCCUCUUCCCACAUAUUCUCUUCAACCCUACCCCUGCACUUCUUUAAACCUUUCACUCUGCAUCCAUCCAUUUCUUCAUCUAAGUUCAUCAAUCUUUGUUUCCAGUCAUCAAUCUUCAAUUUCCAGAGACACCCACCGAAUAUUUCUUCCAGUUUUCAUCUGGGUGUCUCUUAUUUGUUCUUACAGAUUAUUGUUUCAUUCUGAUUUGUCAGUUUUCCCCCACAAGAAGCCCAGAAAAGUGUUUCUUGUUUUGUUGGCUGGGUUCUUUUCUAAAGGAUGGUUGGGGGUGUAUCUGUUGUGGGUUCAUCAGUUGUGGAUUCACAUACUUCACCAUGUUUGUGUGUGGAUGCACUCGCAUCAAAAACUCAUAUGAACCACACAAAAAGUGGGCAUAAAUCAGUAGCCAAAAAGCACUUUGGUUCAUUGAAAUUGAGAAGUUCUUUCAUUCACUUCAAAUUUGCAGUAAAAGUACCUUCCUCCAAGAAGCAGAAAAAAUCUAGGGGUCUUGUGGUUGUCAAUGACCUUGGUGGACAAUAUGAAGACAGUUUUCAUGAUGUUCAAGCACAAAUCUUUAAUCUGUUCACUUAUAAAGCAGUGAGGACUGUUAUGAACCAACUAUAUGAGAUGAACCCAACGGAAUAUCGUUGGUUUUAUGAUUUUGUGGUGACAAACAAACCUAACGAUGGAAAGCGCUUUCUUCGUGUCCUCCAAAAGGAGAAACAUGAACUUGCAGAAAGAGUAAUGGUGACUCGCCUUCACCUCUAUGGAAAAUGGAUUAAGAAAGUGGAUCAUGCUGAAAUGUAUAAAAAUCUAUCGGACCAGAACUUGGAGUUGAUGCGUGAGCGGCUCAUGGAGACAGUGAUAUGGCCGUCCGAUGAUGCGAACUGGGAACAGUAUGGAUAAGGAGCUGACAUUUUACCAUGGUUAUUUCUGUCCUGUCUAGUUAGAUUGAAGCUCAUAUUUGGGUUGCUGAAGAAGAAUUAUGGGGAAAUCUAUUGAUAUCUAUAUGACAUUGUACAUAUAAUGGUUUUUAGAUUUGUUUAAUGGUGCAGAUGUUAUUCGUUCAUGUCU
Messenger RNA from Cynara cardunculus var. scolymus (artichoke), 1099 nucleotides. RefSeq names its product chaperonin-like RbcX protein 2, chloroplastic. Gene Ontology annotation, molecular function: protein folding chaperone. The transcript is spliced from 5 exons. Lineage: Eukaryota; Viridiplantae; Streptophyta; Magnoliopsida; Asterales; Asteraceae. Gene Ontology annotation, biological process: ribulose bisphosphate carboxylase complex assembly. The coding region runs from base 305 to 931 and encodes 208 amino acids. The record is from RefSeq and is a predicted model, not a curated record.